ACUGUGAGCCCUUGUACUGAGUGCUGGAGUUUUGUGGGCCGCGACAAUGAUGAGCUGAAGUUUGCGCCUUUUGCGGGAUUGACUCCACGAGUGAGAGUGGCCGUGCUGCGGUAUUUCCGAGUGUGGAAUCCUGUUUUCCUGACACGCUGCCACCCCUUGUGUGUGCUGCCGCGGGUUGUGUGCUCAGUGCACGUACCUGGAGGUGUGUCUGCAGCACGUGUUGUCGUGGUGGUCGGUGGAGAAGCUGUCGUGGUUGCACAGGUCCUUUCUCACAACUUGUGCACAGUGUUAAAUGUUCCCCACGAUCCGGUGGCCUUGGAAGAGCACUUCAGGGACGAUGAUGAAGGACCAGUUUCCAAUCAGGGUUAUAUGCCUUAUCUAAACAAAUUCAUCUUGGAAAAGGUUCAAGGAAACUUUGAUAAAGUUGAAUUCAACAGGAUGUGCUGGACUCUCUGUGCUAAAAAGAACCUCUCUAGAAGUCCUUUGCUGAUUAGUGAUGAAGACGCAUUUAAAGUCUGGGUUAUUUUUAACUUCUUAUCAGAGGACAAAUACCCUUUAAUCAUUGUACCUGAGGAGAUUGAAUAUUUACUUAAAAAGCUCACCGAAGCAAUGGGAGCAGGCUGGCAGCAAGAGCAGUUUGACCAUUAUAAGAUUGCCCUCAACACCAGCCGAGAAGGUCUGUCUGCGUGGGAGCUGAUCGAUCUCAUCGGAAGCGGGCAGUUCAGCAAAGGGAUGGAUCGACAGACAGUGUCCAUGGCGAUCAACGAAGUCUUUAACGAGCUCAUAUUAGAUGUACUCAAACAGGGCUAUAUGUUGAAAAAAGGUCAUAAAAGGAAAAAUUGGACAGAACGAUGGUUUGUGCUAAAACCCAAUAUUAUUUCCUACUAUGUAAGUGAAGAUUUAAAGGACAAGAAGGGAGACAUCAUGCUGGAUGGCAACUGUUGUGUAGAGGCCUUGCCUGACAAAGAUGGAAAGAAAUGCCUUUUUCUCAUAAAAUGUCUUGAUAAAAGCUUUGAGAUCAGUGCCUCUGAUAAAAAGAAGAAGCAGGAGUGGAUUCAAGCCAUCCAGACCACGGUAAACCUGCUGAGAGCGGGGAGCCCUCCACCCCACAAAGAAGCACGCCAAAAACGGAAAGAACUGCGCCAGAAGCUGUUGGCUGAGCAAGAGGAGCUGGAGCGGCAGAUGAAAGAACUGCAGGCGGCCAACGAGAACAAGCAGAAGGAACUGGAGACCGUGCGCAAGCAACUGGAAGCAGCAGCUGCUCGUGCUGCUGAGGAAGAGAAGAAAAGACUUCAGACUCAAGUCGAGUUACAGGAUCGCUUCAGUUUGGAGCUGGAGAGAGAAAAAAUGGUGAGACAAAAAAUGGAAGAGCAGGUUGCUCAGAAGUCGUCUGAACUGGAACAGUAUUUACAGAGAGUACGUGAACUGGAGGAAAUGUACAAGCAGCUACAGGAAGCUUUGGAGGAUGAGAAACAGGCACGUCAGGAUGAAGAGACUGUAAGGAAACUUCAAGCCAGGUUACUGGAAGAGGAGUCGGCAAAGAGAGCUGAACUGGAGAAGUGGCACUUGCAGCAGCAGCAGACCAUUCAGAUGACCGAGGCGGAGAAGCAAGAGCUAGAAAACCAGAGAAUGAUAAAGGAACGGGCUCUUCAGGUCGCUAUGCAGCAACUGGAACAACUUGAACUGGAAAGGAAGGAGGCCCUUGAGCAGUAUGAGGAGGUUAAGAAGAAGUUGGAAACAGCAGCUAACAACACCAAGAGCUGGAAAGACAAAGUAGCUCAUCAUGAGGGAUUAAUUCGACUGAUAGAGCCAGGCUCCAAGAACCCCCACUUAAUCACCAACUGGGGCCCAGCCGCCUUCACUGAAGCUGAACUCGAGCAAAGACAAAAGAGCUGGAAGGGGAAAAAAGCCACGUCGGAGUAACGACGGUAGCUGAC
This is a messenger RNA of Eurypyga helias (sunbittern), 1937 nucleotides long. It is a transcript of the gene SWAP70, whose product is annotated as SWAP switching B-cell complex 70kDa subunit. Gene Ontology annotation, cellular component: cytoplasm; nucleus. Lineage: Eukaryota; Metazoa; Chordata; Aves; Eurypygiformes; Eurypygidae. The record is from RefSeq and is a predicted model, not a curated record. The annotation marks the transcript as partial. The transcript has 13 exons.